AGGAUUAUUGUACAUAUAUGUGCCCCAAAUAAUCUCUUAAUAUUAAUAUAGCAUUUGAAAGUAAACAUAGAAAACGUAAAGGAGAAAGGAAGAGGUCUAAAUAGUACCUGACCUUCCCAGGCCGUGUACAUCAUAACCAAAUACUGACCAUAACAAGAUCGUAAGAGGCAAAUACAGAAAACAUCCCCAUAAUAGAAGCUGCAAAAAGCACUUUGAAUUUAUCAAAAACUUCAGAACACAAUGAAAUAUGGGACGACACAGCACUAAUUGAAGCUUAUGACAGAGCAGUGAGUCAAAUGAAAGAAGUAAUUUCAAAGAAAAAUAAGAAUCAAGUUCCAGAAGAUGAAAAAAUAACUGGAAGAAAAAAGAACAAGAAAAGAGGAAAAGGGAAGCGAAAACCAAAACAGUGGAAAUUGGGAGACUACUGUCAGGCAGUAUUUUCUGAAGAUGGACUUCUCUAUGAGGCAUGUGUCAUGAGUACUAAUGAACAAGAAGGAACAUGUGUUGUUCACUUUGUUGGGUAUGGUAAUGAGGAAGAAGUUCGAACUGAAGAUCUCCUUGUAUCUCAAGGAAAGCAUGCAAGAGCACAGCAGGAACUUGCAGCCCAGGGUUGUUUUGCUGAUAACAUUGAAAUGGAGAACCAUAGUGAGGGUAUGGAAUGGAUUGGAACCAGAUAUGGAUCUCUAAAGUCUGGAAAAAAACCUGCAAAGAAACCCAAGAAAGGAACUGUGUCACAUUCUGGAGAAAAUAAUCCAUAUUUACAUCAAGCUAAUGGUUUUCAUCAUCAAUCAUUUAUGCCACCACAUGCAUGUCGUACAGGUUUUCAGGGUUUCAGUCCAGCUCGGCAAUGUACUAAUCAACUCCAUGGGCCAUCUUCAUCGUUUAUUCCAGAUAUUCCACCACCACCCCCUUUUCCUUUGGAUGAUGAAGGUGUCACAGAUGAUGAAGCUCUAGCUUCAAUGCUGAUGUCAUGGUAUAUGAGUGGAUACCAUACCGGUUACUAUCAGGCCUUACGACAAAUGCGUUCUGAAAGCUGUGAAUGUCAAGGACAUAUUGACAAAAAAUGUUGUCUUCAUUGUUCAUCAUGAAUUAUUGUAUUUCUAAAAAAAUCAGUUCUGUCAAGUUUUUACUGAAAUCACACUGAUUCAUGUAAAGUAAUAUUCUUGCAAGUUCUUCAAGAAAAAAUUAUGCAGAUUAUGUAUUUUUUUUUUUCAUAAAUAAAAAAAUGUGUGUUUUUUAUCAA
Molecule: messenger RNA, 1243 nt
Organism: Limulus polyphemus (Atlantic horseshoe crab)
Lineage: Eukaryota; Metazoa; Arthropoda; Merostomata; Xiphosura; Limulidae
Gene: Smn
Product: survival motor neuron protein 1-like
Exons: 8
Coding region: 297-1088 (263 amino acids)
Biological process (GO): mRNA processing
Cellular component (GO): cytoplasm; nucleus
Molecular function (GO): RNA binding
Source: RefSeq, a predicted model, not a curated record